GGCAGAGAGAGCAGAGACAGAGAGACAGAGAGCGAUAAGCAGAGGGAGCUCCUCAUCCGCCUGCUCCCUCCCUAUAUAUAAUCCCCAAUUUCGUCUCCCAGCAUAUAAAGCCUCCCGAUUUCGAACCCCUCCCCCCACUCCGCUCCCCCGAUCCGCACCCUCUCCCUCCUCACCGCGCUCCGCGACCUCCCGGAUCUCGCCCCCAGGGCCGUCGUCGACCGGCAACCAGCGCAGGCGAGGCGAUAUGGCCACCUUCGAGCUGUACAGGCGGUCCACCAUUGGCAUGUGCCUCACCGAGACGCUCGACGAGAUGGUCUCCAGCGGCACCCUCAGCCCUGAGCUCGCCAUCCAAGUGCUUGUCCAGUUCGAUAAGUCUAUGACGGACGCACUGGAAACCCAAGUGAAGAGCAAGGUUACUGUCAAGGGCCAUCUGCACACCUACAGGUUCUGCGACAACGUGUGGACAUUCAUCCUGACGGACGCGCAGUUCAAGAACGAGGAGACGACCGAGCAGGUGGGCAAGGUGAAGAUCGUGGCCUGCGACUCCAAGCUACUCACCCAAUAAGCAGCUCGCUGCUGACUCCCG
Messenger RNA from Triticum urartu, 586 nucleotides. RefSeq names its product transcription initiation factor IIA gamma chain / TFIIA-gamma (TFIIA-S). The record is from RefSeq and is a predicted model, not a curated record. Gene Ontology annotation, biological process: transcription initiation at RNA polymerase II promoter. Gene Ontology annotation, cellular component: transcription factor TFIIA complex. NCBI's taxonomy places the organism in Eukaryota, Viridiplantae, Streptophyta, Magnoliopsida, Poales, Poaceae.